GAAAAACUACAUUGAUCAAAGCCUUGACUGGGGAAGCAGGACUUCAACCCAGAGAUCAGCUGUUUGCCACUCUUGAUAUCACAGCCCAUGCUGGCUAUCUGCCCUCACAUAUGGCAGUGAUUUAUGUUGACACCAUUGGGUUUCUGACUGAUCUUCCACAUAAUCUGGUUGAGUCCUUUUCAGCUACAUUAGAAGAAGUGGCUUACUCGGAUCUGAUAGUUCACGUGAGGGAUGUUACUCAUCCAGAAAAUGUCCUCCAGAAAGCAACUGUUCUAUCAGUUCUGAAGAAUCUUAAUCUUCCCAGCCAUUUAUUGGACUCAAUGGUAGAAGUUCAUAACAAAGUGGAUUUGAUAGAAGGGUAUAAACCCACUGAAGAAAAUGCUGUAGCUAUUUCUGCUCUACAUGGGCAUGGUUUAGAAGAACUGAAACAAGAAAUAGAGAAGAAAAUACUGACAACAACAGGGAAGAAGAUUCUGACAAUUAAUGUCAACUUAGAGGGACCUCAGCUAAGUUGGCUCUAUAAAGAAGCAACAGUUCAGGAAGUGGAAGUGAUGCCUGAAGACGGCACAGCCAGGGUGAAGGUGAUAAUUGGCAGCUCUGCUUUUGGCAGAUACAAAAACCUCUUUCCCAACAGUAAGAUUUUUCUGUCAUGAAACUGCAUCCUUUUCUAGGAAAAGAAACUGGUCUCGUUAAGAGGAUGUGAAAUGAAGUUAACGACCUGUGAGUCUCAGGGUUGAAGAGUUUGUUUUUCUUCCUCCGUUGAUGUUUUUGAGGCAUUUUAGAAAUGGAC
Messenger RNA from Acanthisitta chloris (rifleman), 790 nucleotides. It is a transcript of the gene GTPBP6, whose product is annotated as GTP binding protein 6 (putative). Gene Ontology annotation, molecular function: ribosome binding; GTP binding. The transcript is spliced from 4 exons. The record is from RefSeq and is a predicted model, not a curated record. The annotation marks the transcript as partial. Gene Ontology annotation, cellular component: cytoplasm. Lineage: Eukaryota; Metazoa; Chordata; Aves; Passeriformes; Acanthisittidae.